Australozyma saopauloensis is the source of this 4509-nucleotide messenger RNA. It is a transcript of the gene CDR1, whose product is annotated as ATP-binding cassette multidrug transporter. Gene Ontology annotation, cellular component: membrane. Lineage: Eukaryota; Fungi; Ascomycota; Pichiomycetes; Serinales; Metschnikowiaceae. Gene Ontology annotation, biological process: xenobiotic detoxification by transmembrane export across the plasma membrane. The coding region runs from base 1 to 4509 and encodes 1502 amino acids. The record is from RefSeq and is a predicted model, not a curated record. Gene Ontology annotation, molecular function: ABC-type transporter activity; ATP hydrolysis activity; ATP binding. The transcript has a single exon.
AUGGCCGACAGUCAGCUGGUGGUCUCCGCCUCCGUCAACGUUGAGAAGGGCCACAGCAGCUCCGAUGAGUCUGUCAAUGAAUAUCUCGGUUUCGACUCCCGUACCGAUGGCGAGAUCCGUGAAUUGGCCCGUACAUUCACCAAUACCUCUCAGGCCGACAGUAUCAAGACCAAAUCCUCCGUCGACUUGCUCAAGUACUUGUCGCACAUGUCUGAGGUGCCAGGUAUUGCGCCAUAUUCCGAUGCUCCCGAGGCUUUGGACCCCGAUAGCCCCAAUUUCGACGCCAAGUUGUGGGUCAAGAACAUGCGUAAAUUGUAUGAGUCCGAGCCAGAAUACUACAAGCCCUCCAAGUUGGGUUUAGCCUACCGUAACUUGCGUGCCUAUGGUGUGGCCACCGAUUCCGACUACCGUGCCACUGUCCUCAAUGCCCCAUUGAAGUAUGCAAUGGACAAGUACCGUGACAUUUUCUCUAAAGACGACGAUGAAUCUCGUUAUUUCGACAUCUUGAAGACCAUGGACGGUAUUUUCCGCCCCGGUGAGCUCACCGUCGUCUUGGGUCGUCCAGGUUCUGGAUGUUCCACCCUUUUGAAGACAAUCGCUGCCAGCACCUAUGGUUUCCACAUUGGCAAAGAGUCCAAAAUCACCUACGAUGGCUUUACACCCGAUGAAAUGGCAAAAAACCACCGUGGUGAUAUCGUCUACUCCGCUGAAACAGAUAUUCACUUCCCACAAUUGUCUGUCGGUGACACCUUGGAGUUUGCUGCCCGUAUGAGAACCCCUCAAAACAGAGGACCAGUUUCGAGAGAAGAAUAUGCCAAGCACAUGGCUUCUGUGUAUAUGGCUACUUACGGUUUGUCACACACACGCAACACCAAAGUUGGUAACGACUUUAUCCGUGGUGUUUCUGGUGGUGAGAGAAAGCGUGUUUCCAUCGCCGAGGCUUCUCUUUGUGGUGCCAACAUCCAAUGUUGGGAUAACGCUACCCGUGGUUUGGACGCUGCUACUGCUUUGGAGUUUAUUCGUGCUUUGAAGACUUCUGCUGCUAUCAUUGAUGCUACGCCCUUGAUCGCCAUUUACCAAUGUUCUCAAGAUGCCUACGACCUCUUUGAUAAUGUCAUUGUCUUGUAUGAGGGUUACCAAAUUUUCUUCGGUCGUGCUCAGAAGGCAAAGGAGUUUUUCAUCAAAAUGGGUUACGAGUGUCCUCAACGUCAAACCACCGCUGAUUACUUGACUUCUCUUACCAACCCAGCUGAGAGAGUUGUCAUCCCUGGUUACGAGAACAAGGUUCCUCGUACUCCAAUUGAGUUUUCUGAAUACUGGCGCAAAUCUCCCGAGUAUGCUGCUCUUACCGAGAAGGUUGACAAGUAUAUUGCAGAAGCCGAGGCCGGUAACUUCAGAGAAGAUUACCUCAAAUCCCAUGAGGCGAAACAAGCUAACCACAUUUCCCACAAGUCUCCAUACACCGUUUCAUUCCCAAUGCAAGUCAGAUACAUCGUUGGAAGAAACUUCCUACGUGUCAAAGGUGAUCCUUCGAUUACCAUUUUCUCUGUCUUUGGUCAAGGUGUUAUGGGACUUAUUCUUUCAUCUGUGUUCUACAAUUUACAACCCACGACUGGAUCAUUCUAUUAUAGAGGUGCAGCCAUGUUCUUCGCUGUUUUAUUCAAUGCUUUUGCCUCCCUUUUGGAAAUCAUGUCUUUGUUCGAAGCUCGUCCAAUUGUCGAGAAACACAAGAAGUACGCUCUCUACCGUCCUUCUGCAGAUGCUUUAGCUUCCAUUGUCUCUGAAUUGCCUACCAAGUUCGUCAUGUCCAUCUGUUUCAACUUUUCGUUCUACUUCAUGGUCAAUUUCCGUCGUACACCCGGAAAUUUCUUCUUCUACUGGUUCUGUUGUGUCCUUUGUACUUUGGCAAUGUCUCACAUGUUUAGAUCACUUGGUGCUGUUUCGACCUCCUUGGCUGGUGCUAUGACUCCUGCUACCUCGGUUUUGUUAGCUAUGGUCAUCUACACCGGUUUUGUGAUCCCAAAGCCAAGUAUGUUGGGUUGGUCCAAAUGGAUUAACUACAUCAAUCCUGUUGGAUACGUCUUUGAGUCGCUUAUGGUUAAUGAGUUCAACAACCGUGAAUUCUUGUGCACAACUCUAGUUCCACAAGGUCCCGGUUACUCAUCUUCUGCGUCAUCUGGCAAUGUUUGUAACACCAUCGGUGCUGUCCAGGGUGAGGCUUAUGUCCUGGGAACAAGAUACAUCAACACAGCUUUUGAGUACUACGCUUCUCACAAGUGGAGAAACAUCGGUAUCAUCAUUGGUUACAUCGUUUUCUUCUUGUUUUUCUACAUCGCCCUUACUGAAUUUAACAAAGGUGCAAUGCAAAAGGGUGAAAUCGUUUUGUAUUUGCGUGGACACUUGAAGGAUAUGAAGAAGAGAACACAAGCUAAGAUGGCCUACAACAAUGACCCAGAGAACCAAUUGCCAAAUGAAAAGAUCAGUUUGCAAGAUGCUGCUAACUCUUCCGACACCUCAACCCCCUCCAAUGAAAAGGGCAAAUUUGACGAGUCUCGCCAAAUUUUCCACUGGAGAGAUUUGACCUACUCCGUUAAGAUCAAAUCUGAGGAUCGUGUGAUUUUGAAUCAUGUUGAUGGUUUCGUCAAGCCUGGUCAAGUUACUGCGCUUAUGGGUGCUUCCGGUGCUGGUAAAACCACUCUUUUGAACUGUUUGUCUGAGCGUGUCACAACUGGUGUUAUUACAGAUGGUGUUCGUAUGGUGAAUGGUCACUCAUUAGACCUGUCGUUCCAAAGAUCCAUUGGGUACUGUCAACAACAAGAUAUUCAUUUGCAGACGUCCACUGUCAGAGAGGCGCUUGCAUUUUCGGCUUAUUUGAGACAACCAAAAGACGUUUCGAAGAAGGAGAAGGAUGAGUACGUUGAUUACGUCAUCGAUUUGUUGGACAUGAACACAUACGCUGAUGCUUUGGUUGGUGUUGCUGGUGAGGGUCUUAACGUUGAACAACGUAAAAGAUUAACCAUCGGUGUCGAAUUGGUCGCAAAGCCAGAAUUAUUGUUGUUCUUGGACGAGCCAACUUCCGGUUUAGAUUCCCAGACUGCUUGGUCUAUUUGUAAAUUGAUGCGCAAAUUGGCCGACCACGGUCAAGCUAUUUUGUGUACGAUUCACCAGCCAUCAGCUAUCCUUAUGAAAGAAUUCGAUCGUCUUUUGUUUUUGCAAAAGGGUGGUCAAACUGUUUAUUUCGGUGAUUUGGGAGACAACUCUAAGGUUUUGAUUAACUACUUUGAAAAGUAUGGUGCUCAUCCUUGUCCACCUGAAGCAAACCCUGCCGAGUGGAUGUUGGAAGUGGUGGGUGCAGCUCCAGGCUCGCAUGCCACUCAAGACUACUUUGAGGUUUGGAAAAACUCUUCUGAGUAUCAGGAAUUACAGAAUGAAUUGAGCUACAUGGAGACGGAGUUGGUGAAGUUACCUGUGAAAGAAUCUGAAGACUCACACUUGAAGUACGCGGCUCCUUUUGUUACCCAGUAUUUGUUGGUGACUUGGAGAACUCUUCAGCAAUUGUGGAGAACCCCAUCUUACAUCUAUGCCAAGAUCUUCUUGGUCGUUUCAGCAUCCUUGUUCAAUGGUUUCUCUUUCUUUAAGGCUGGAACCUCCAUGCAAGGUUUGCAGAAUCAAAUGUUCUCUAUUUUCAUGUUCUUCAUGCCUUUCCAAACUAUCAUUCAACAGAUGUUGCCUUACUUUGUCAAACAGCGUGAGGUUUAUGAGACUCGUGAGGCACCCUCAAGAACCUUCAGUUGGGGUGCAUUCAUCUUAGCUCAAAUUACUUCCGAGAUUCCAUACCAGUUCCUCAUUGGAACAAUUGCUUACUUCUGUUGGUACUAUCCUGUUGGACUCUACCAGAAUGCAGUUCCAACCGACACAGUUAACGCAAGAGGUGCCCUCAUGUGGUUGUACAUCACUGCUUUCUAUAUUUUCGCUUCGACCAUGGGUCAUUUGGCUGUCUCAUUCAAUGAGCUCGCAGACAAUGCCGCCAACUUGGCCAACUUGUUGUUCAUUAUGUGCUUGAACUUCUGUGGUGUUUUGGCCGGACCAAAGGUUUUGCCUGGAUUCUGGAUUUUCAUGUACAGAGUGAGUCCUUUCACCUACUUGGUGCAAGGUAUGUUGAGUACUGGUUUGGCUAAUACUUCUGUGACGUGUCUCCCACGUGAGUAUGUCCUGUUCGAGCCACCUCAGGGCAUGACUUGUGGCCAAUACAUGGAACCUUAUAUCACUCAAAUGCGCAUGGGCGGAUACUUGGUCGACAGUAAUGCAACUUCUGACUGUUCGUUCUGUCUGAUCGCACAGACUAAUGCAUUUUUGGCAUCUGUCAACUCAUUUUAUGAUCAGAGAUGGAGAAACUACGGUAUUUUCAUUUGCUUCAUUGCCUUUAAUAUUAUGGGUGCCGUUUUCCUCUACUGGCUCGCCAGAGUUCCUAAGGGAACUAGAGAGAAGAAGAAGAAGAAGCAGGAAUAG